Salvelinus sp. IW2-2015 is the source of this 1933-nucleotide messenger RNA. The record is from RefSeq and is a predicted model, not a curated record. Lineage: Eukaryota; Metazoa; Chordata; Actinopteri; Salmoniformes; Salmonidae.
AUGAGUUCCCUAGUUUGGGACAGGAGGCUGUCAUAUUUUUUUCUCCUGAUGUCUUUUCUUCUGCUGCUCAGCAAGGGGGAGAGAAUGUGCCCAGCAAGUUGUCGCUGCGAAGUGAAGAUUGUUUAUUGCGAGUCUGGCAUUUUUCAAGACAUCCCAGAAAACAUCUCUACUGGAUGCCAGGGUCUGUCCCUGCGCUUCAACCGCUUAGUGACUCUGCUGCCUUACCAAUUCGCUCAUCUCAACCAGCUCAUCUGGCUCUACCUGGACCACAAUUCCAUCACCGCCAUAGAUAGCUUAGCCUUCCAGGGCGUGCGUAGGCUCAAAGAACUGAUUCUUAGCUCCAACAAGAUCACACUUUUACACAAUAAGMCUUUCAAUGCUGUACCAAACCUGCGCAAUCUUGAUUUUUCCUACAACCAGCUACAGUCUCUGCAGCCAGGUCAUUUCUAUGGUCUGCGUAAGCUCCAAAACCUUCACCUACGGUCCAAUGGUCUCAACAGUAUACCUGUACGGACUUUUCUGGAGUGUCGCAGCCUGGAGUUCCUGGACCUGGGUUACAAUCACCUACGCACCCUAUUCCGCACCACCUUCUUGGGGUUGUUCAAGUUGAAAGAGCUUCAUCUGGAGCAUAAUCAAUUUUCAAGGAUUAAUUUGUUUCUUUUCCCACGCCUUAGCAAUCUACAGGUCCUCUACUUGCAAUGGAACCGGAUACGAGCCGUCAAUCAGGGCCUGCCAUGGAUCUGGCAUACGCUGCAGAAAUUAGACCUCUCAGGAAAUGACAUCCAGAUCCUGGACCCAGCUGUUUUCCAGUGUAUGCCAAACUUACAAAUACUCCAUCUUGAAUCCAACAAGCUGAGCAACAUGUCUCAGGAUGUGGUUUCAGCCUGGGUCUCCCUCACCACCAUCAGCCUGGUGGGUAAUGCCUGGGACUGCAGCCCUACCAUCUGCCCCCUGGUGACCUGGCUGAAGAACUUCAGAGGCUCAAAGGACAUCAAAAUUAUAUGCAGCAGCCCCAAGUCAGUUCAGGGAGACAGAGUAAUGGACAUAGUGAGGAACUACACAAUCUGUGUGAACAUAUCAGUUGUAGAGCAAACCACAGCUACGAUCACGAGGCAAACCACAGCCUCAGAUGUGGACACAAAAAAGCCUACCACACCACCUCCUUCCACGACCACAACAACCCAAGAUAUAUCUGCAUCAACAGUACAAAGACUCACUCCACAACCUGUCUCUCCCAUUGUGACAGAAAAAGAAACAAUGGAGUCCAUACUCAUGACCUCAAUCUCUCCAGAAUCCUCAUCAUUUUUCCCAGAACUAGAGGUUGAGCAUAUGGCCUUCCAUAAAAUCAUUGCAGGCAGUGUAGCCCUAUUUCUCUCUGUGUCAUUGAUCCUGCUGGUAAUUUAUGUCUCAUGGAAGCGCUACCCCAAUAGCAUGAGGCAGCUGCAGCAGCACUCAGUCAACCGCAAGCACAGAAAAAAGGCCCGGAAGCAGAAGCUUAACCUUAACUCUCAGUUACAAGAGUAUUAUUUGACUUAUACAAACUCUCAGACCAUGGAUGCAUUGGUAAAUGAGACAAGGGCCUACACCUGCACAAUCUCAGGAUCCAGAGAAUGUGAGGUAUAAUCCGUUAACUCCAUCCUAAAAACACACUCUCCAGCUGCUUGGGAGUCAGGUAAAUGUUUUCCACAGAGAUAAACUGUAAACCUCUCGGAGCAAAUGGAGACUGAGUUAAAUAUCCAUCCUCUGUUUGACUCUGUUCUUACUGUUGUUUUAAAUUAACGUUAUCAAUCCUAAAAACGUACUGUACAGCUGCUUGGGAGUCAUAGGUCAAUGUUUUCCACAGGGAUGCACUGUAAACCUCUGAGUCAACGGAGACUGAGUUCAACUUCCAUCCUCUGUUUGACUGUUCUUACUGUUGUUUUAAAUUAACAUU